Messenger RNA from Camellia sinensis, 1056 nucleotides. Lineage: Eukaryota; Viridiplantae; Streptophyta; Magnoliopsida; Ericales; Theaceae. The record is from RefSeq and is a predicted model, not a curated record.
AUGGUUUCUGCAGAUAAGUUUUUUGAUGAAAUUGUGGAGAAAGGGUUCCAACCCAAUUUCAUUACUUAUGGCACUAUAAUGAAUGGACUAUGCAAAAUUGGAAACACUAGUGCUGCUAUUCUUCUGCUCAGAAAGAUGGAAGAAAUAGGAGGUUGUGAGCCUGGACUAGUGGAAUACAGCAUGGUCAUCGAUAGCCUUUGCAAGGGCACACUAGUUACCGAGGCUUUGAAGCUCUUUUCGAAAAUGAUAGGUAAAGUUGAUGCACUUUGUAAAGAAGGAAAGGCCAACAAAGCACAAGCUGUUGUUCAAUUGAUAAUCCAAAGAGGUGUGGUGCCUGAUGUUGUCACUUAUAGUGCUGUAAUGGAUGGGUAUUGUCUGUGUGGCCAAGUAGGUGAGGCAAGGAAAAUGUUUGAUAUUAUGGUCAGUAGGGGUUGUGCUCUUAAUGUUUUCACUUAUAAUAUCUUGAUAAAUGGGUACUGUAAGAUCAAAAACAUAGAUGAAGCCAUGAAUCUCUUUAAGGAAAUGUCUCAAAAAGGAUUGCUUCCUGAUACUAUUACCUACACCACUCUUAUUUGCGGCUUGUGCCAAACAAGAAGACCUCAAGAUAUUGAAACAGCUGGAUUAGUUCCUAAUAUUGUUGUAUCUAAUAACCUAAUACAUGGUAUGUGCAAAACUGGGAAGCUCGAUGAUGUAAGAAAACUCUACUUGUAUCUUUCUGCUAAUAGGUUUAAACCUGAUGUCCGUACAUACAAUAUAAUGAUCAGUGGGCUUUGCAAGGGAACGCUACUUGAUGAAGCAAGCGAGUUGCUAAUGAAAAUGGAAGAAGAGGGAUGCUCGCUAGAUUUUUACUCGUAUAAUAAAUUGGUUCAAAGAUUUGUACAAAAUAAUGGAAUGCAGAAAGCAUUGCAACUGCUUCACGUAAUGGAUGAUAGAGCUAUCUUUGUGGACCCAUGCAAUGUAACCUUGCUAGUUAACUUGUUGUCUGAUGAUCGAUUAGAUAAUUCAUCAAAGGAAAUGCUUCGUGUGUUUUUUGGAACUCCUUCAUUUUCCAAGUAA